This is a messenger RNA of Talaromyces marneffei, 813 nucleotides long. RefSeq lists its product as uncharacterized. The transcript is spliced from 3 exons. Lineage: Eukaryota; Fungi; Ascomycota; Eurotiomycetes; Eurotiales; Trichocomaceae. The coding region runs from base 1 to 813 and encodes 270 amino acids. The record is from RefSeq and is a predicted model, not a curated record.
AUGGCUGCUCAAUUGGCUUCAUUCGUGGGCAGGCGAAUUCUCAAGGAGAACGUGAAUAAUGCUUUUGGACAGGAGGAUCCCUACUUUGAACAAGUCCCUGCUUCUCGACUGGGUCGAACUUUUGGAAAGAAGAAGCGAAAACAACGAAAGGCUAUUCCCCCCGGGUUAUCUGCGAAUGACGCCAAAAUCCUGAACCGCGUGAAACGUCGUGCAUACCGCCUCGACUAUAGCCUUUUCAAUCUAUGUGGAAUCCGCUUCGGUUGGGGUGCAGUUAUCGGGUUGAUUCCAUUCGCCGGAGAUGGUCUCGACGCUGCGUUGGCGAUGAUGGUUGUCAGAGACUGCGACAAGGUCGAUGGUGGACUCCCUAAUUCCCUACGUACCCGCAUGUUGUUAAAUGUCGUGAUCGAUUUCGUCAUCGGUCUCGUUCCCUUCAUCGGUGAUCUUGCGGACGCCAUUUACAAGUGCAAUACUCGAAAUGCUAUCCUCCUGGAGAAACAUUUGCGAGAAAAGAACAACAAGAUUGACAAAGCACGUGCAAAGAAAGGGCAGCCCACGAGACAAGCUCAACGUCCCGUUGAUCUCAGCCUGCCGGAAGAGUUCGAUAGAUAUGAGGAGGGGUCGUUGCCAGAACCACCGAGCUAUACCGAAGCUCCCUUGUCAGAACCCACUCCGACGGAGCAUGGCGUUGAAAUGCGUCAUCCGACUGAACCACGGCCCGCACAUAAUGCUAGAUCCUCUCGUCGUGAUGCCAGUUGGUUUAGCGGGCGGAAACAGAAACGGAGUGAUCUUGAAAGCGGCGGUGGACGCAAUUAA